This is a messenger RNA of Tauraco erythrolophus (red-crested turaco), 1255 nucleotides long. Lineage: Eukaryota; Metazoa; Chordata; Aves; Musophagiformes; Musophagidae. The record is from RefSeq and is a predicted model, not a curated record.
CUUCCAAGCAGAGCUCGCUUUGCCCCCGCUGCGCGCCAGGCAGCGGAUAUUAAAGCCCAAAGACAACUUAGAAAUUGCUCCUGAUUUUAGCAGCAAACCGGACUCCGGAACAGGAGGGAAAUUCCCCUGGGAUCCCAAAGGCAGCUACUUGGCAAAUGCAACUUCAAAGGCAGCAACAACAACUUCUGCCACCUUGCUGGAUGCUGCCAAUUCGAGCGACUACCCGUAUGAGUACUUGGAUGAGGAGGAGUACGCACAGUAUGGUCUCUGCACGAAAGAGGAGGUGCUCACCUUCAGCAGGGUAUUCUUGCCAUCUUUUUACACUGUGAUCUUCCUGAUCGGGUUGGCCGGGAAUCUUCUCCUGUUUGUUGUCCUCAUUAUGUACAUCAAGAAGAAGAAGAAGAUGACUGAGGUGUAUCUGCGGAACCUGGUGGUUUCAGACUUCUUCUUGCUACUAACCCUUCCUUUUUGGGCUCUGUACGUUUCUCAGGGGGUGGUCUGGGACAAGCUGUGCCCCGUCUUAAACGCUACGUACACUGUGAAUUUCUACAGUGGUGUCUUUGUUGUGAGCUGCAUGAGUCUGGACAUGUAUCUGCAGAUAGUUCAUGCUUGCUCUACUCGCAGCUCCGUGACACGGAGGAAAUCCAUCCUCGUCUUAGUGGUGGUAUGGGUCCUUUCCAUACUCCUCUCCGUUCCUGAUGGCCUCUUCACCAGCACGAGGCAAAUCCACAACAAAACCAUUGUGUGCACCCAUGAUUAUGGCCAGAAACACUUAUUUUGGAAAGUUGUCUUUCGGGUCAUUCAGAACAUCCUGGGUUUCCUUUUUCCCUUCCUCUUCAUGGUGUUCUGCUAUUCCCGCAUUGCGUGUGUCCUCACCAUGUCUCAGAUGCCUGGCUCACAGAGAGCACUCUGCUUUGUCUUUACUCUGGUGAGUGUCUUCUUUGUCCUCUGGUCCCCUUACAACGUUGUCCUCAUCCUCCACUCCCUGCAAGACGCCGGUGUGAUCAGCAGCUGUGAAAGCAGCAGGCGACUGGACUAUGCCAUGCAGAUCACGGAGAGCUUGUCCUUUGUCCACUGCUGUCUCAACCCCUUGCUCUACGCUUUUGUGAAAAAACAAUUCCGGUUCUAUUUACGGAAGAUCCCUCAGGCUAUUUUCAGGAGAAGCGCUUUCUUUGACAUCCAGCCCUCAGAGACAAGCCAGUCUUGCAGCAGAUACACAGCUGAGGUGGAAAUGUUGAGCAUCACAACUGCAUGA